AGUUUGUACAAGGAAAGGAUAAAAAAGCCAAAUUUGUACUUUCUUACAGUAUCAAUGGCUAUGAAGAAGAAUGUCAUAAGCUUGAAGGCCUUGGUGGACAAGGGGAGCAACACAAUUAUCUUCGUAGAGUCUGAUAACGAUUUUAUUGAUGUUCUCUUGAGUUUCUUGACAAUACCAAUGGGAACAAUUGUCAGGCGUGCCCGUAAACAUUCAGUACCACUGGAAAUAGGUUGCAUGAGCAAUUUGUACGCCAGCGUUGCGAAUAUCGAUGUUCGGCAUUUCCAGACUGAAGCAUGUAAAGAGAUGUUGCUAUGUCCCCACAAUGGGGCUGAAUCUCAUUGCAAAAACCUCAAACUGAAAAUUGACAAUGAUGAGCCGACACGGUACUUUCUGUGUGAUAGUUGGCAAUGCACCUUCGAAAAUAAGUCAAUAAGUCAUUACAAAGGUGUUCUGUGUCAAUGUGGAAGAUGCAUGAAUCUGAAGUGCCCACUUUCAGUUUCAUCCUCUGCUGAGCAAGGUGGGGGCAUCUUUGUUAAAGAAUCAGCUAGGUUCAUAAUUACUGAUGAUUUACAUGUGAUGUCCCCGUUAUCCAUGGCAAGCAAUCCUGUAUUUACAAAGCUUGGAGCCAUGAAUGAGAAUAGCACAACUGAACAACGGAAUUUGAAUAUAGGAGCUCCUGAGGUUUUGAACUUGCUUCUGCGCUCAUUAGUAUCAAAGAAACCUCUGUCCGAAACUAUACUGAAGCAUGUACCAAAUCCGAAUUUGAGCCUUUUGAAUCUGGAUCAACUAAUAUUGAGACGUAUUGAAUCUCUAUUGCUUGGAGACACGAUGAAUAAGGAAGAAGAAGAGGAAAAUAUUGUUGUUAAGCUGACAGUCAGCGUAUCGAAGAAUAUUGUUUGUUAUGCAGAAGCAGGGGAGGAUUUUGUUAAUUUGCUCUUCAGUUUUUUGACUGUUCCACUUGGUUUCAUAGUAAAGCAUAUGAGGGAUGCCUCUUUCAAAGGGUGCAUUGAUCAGUUGCACAAAUCUGUCAAAGAUCUUGAUGAGCAGCACUUGAAGUCAAAUUACCACAGGGAAAUUCUACUGAGUCCUAAGAUUUAUCCUGGUUUUUGCUACGAGAACCGUCAUUUAGGAAUUGAGGAUGGCCCGGUGGCCUCGUAUUAUUAUGCAUAUUGGCUGCAUGGAGGUUUGCAGGAUAUAUUGGCCACUGAUAAAACACUCAUCCCUUCUAACGCAGUGACACUUCCACUCAAAUUGAAGCAUGAUAAAAGUACUCAAGGGUAUUUGAAAGCAUCAACGGCAUUCAUGGUAACUGACAAGCUGAUCAUAAGGCCUGCAUCUCCUUUCUUUGGCUUUUCGAUUAUAAAUGAAUUGAAGGUACCUUUCACUGACAUAAAGGAGGAAACUGUUGAGGUUGGCAAGAAGGAGGCUUUGCGUCUUUUGGUGGCUACUUUUCUUAGCAACUCUGCUCUAACCGAUGUCUUCAUUAGGCAGCUGAAUCAAGAAAAGUCUAUGAAGAGAGCUUGCUUAUCUAUUCAAUUAUGAUGAUGCUUCGCCUUUAUACAAACUAGAACUCCAGUAUGGAUGAUACUGUGUUUGCGCUUCCUUAUGGAUAAUGCUAAUGCUAGCAUACUAAUAUUUGUAGCAGACUCAUAGUCAUGGGUUCAAUUGCUAGUAAAGAUUACUUUAUGCAGAAUAUUUAAUGAACAUUUGUUUCAUGAAUGACCUGCUGUAUGCAAUAAUAAUGCAGGCUUUGUUUUUCUUCUAGAGAAAAAAAGGAAAAAAGAAAAAAAGAAAGAGGAGAAGUGAAGUUGUAAAAAACUAUGAGUUCUUUAAGGAUGAAAUGA
This is a messenger RNA of Prunus mume (Japanese apricot), 1844 nucleotides long. RefSeq lists its product as uncharacterized. The record is from RefSeq and is a predicted model, not a curated record. Lineage: Eukaryota; Viridiplantae; Streptophyta; Magnoliopsida; Rosales; Rosaceae.